Molecule: messenger RNA, 1044 nt
Organism: Lachancea meyersii CBS 8951
Lineage: Eukaryota; Fungi; Ascomycota; Saccharomycetes; Saccharomycetales; Saccharomycetaceae
Source: the annotation of a GenBank genome assembly
AUGCCCUUUGGUCAAAUCGUUAUAGGACCACCAGGAUCUGGAAAAUCGACCUACUCCCAUGGCUGCGUGCAGUUUUUCAAUGCCAUUGGACGCCAUGCGCAAGUGGUGAAUAUGGACCCUGCAAACGAUAGCUUACCUUACCCCUGUGCUGUAGACAUCCGCGACUUUAUCACACUAGAGGAAAUUAUGGACGAGCAGCAACUGGGACCCAAUGGUGGUCUAAUGUACGCCCUGGAGUCGGUGGAAAGAUCCGUGGACUUGUUCAUGCUCCAGAUCAAAUCAUUGGUGCAGGACGAAAGUGCAUAUGUUGUCUUCGACUGUCCCGGUCAAGUUGAGCUGUUCACACAUCAUUCAGCGCUUUUCCGCAUCUUCAAACGCCUUGAGCGCGAGCUAGACCUGCGCCUAUGCGUCGUCAACUUGAUAGACUCUGUCUACGUGACCUCGCCCUCGCAAUACGUAUCGAUUCUGCUGCUGGCGCUGCGAGCUAUGCUGAUGUUAGACCUGCCGCACAUCAACGUGCUAUCCAAGAUUGACAUGAUCAAGUCUUAUGGUCCGCUACCGAUGCGGCUUGAUUACUACACUGAAGCACAAGAAUUGGAAUAUCUACAACCUCACGUGGAGCAAGAGAGUUCUAGUGUUCUGGGAAAGAAAUAUGCCUGUCUCACUCAGACAAUCGGAGAGCUAGUUUCUGACUUCAAUCUGGUAUCUUUCGAGGUUUUGUGCGUCGAUGACAAGAAAAGUAUGAUCGCCCUGCAAAGUGUAAUUGACAAAGCAAACGGCUACAUUUUUGGUGCUUCCGAAGUUGGCGGUGACACUGUUUGGGCAGAGGCAUCUCGUCAAGGAACCGCACUGGUAGCGGAAGACGUUCAAGAACGCUGGAUCGACAAUAAAGAGUUAUAUGACAAGCAAGAACAAUUACAACGUGAAAAACAAUUGAACGAGCAAAAACUCAACGAAAAGGAAUUGAACGUUGAUGAAGACACCGAAUGGGAGAACGCGCUGAAGGAGUGGGAAGGCGAGCACGGUGCAAAAUACGCGAAAUGA